Molecule: messenger RNA, 642 nt
Organism: Staurois parvus
Lineage: Eukaryota; Metazoa; Chordata; Amphibia; Anura; Ranidae
Source: the annotation of a GenBank genome assembly
GCUUGAAAUUUCCACUCGCCUGCCCACCAAUGGCGAGCGGAAAUGAUGGUGGGGGCGAGUGUGUCCCCCAGGUCCGUCUUGCUGAGCAGGCUCGGAGCUCAGGCAGGAUCUCUCAUUGGCAAUGGGAGCCGCCAGACUGCUCAAUAGCUGAGCGCAGAGAGAAAGCAAAGCAAGGAGUGUGUGUUGUGCUCUCUGCCUCCCCCUAGAGUGCAGUACCCGGAUCUGUGAGUGAACAACAAAGUACUGCAACUUUUUAUGGGGGGGGGGAAGGGGGUACGUGUACGUGUGUGUGUGUGUCUGUGUAUGCAUGUACAAUUGUACGUGUCUGUGUGUAUGUACAUGUGUGUAUCUGUACAUGUGUCUGCAUGUAUGUGCAUGUCUGUGUGUGUGUACAUGUGUGUGUGUGCAUGCAUGUACGUGUGUGUGUGUGUGUGUACAUGUACGUACAUGUGUCUGCAUGUCUGUGUGUAUGUACAUGUAUCUGUGUGUAUGCGUGUCUGUACGUAACUGUGUGUGUAUAUACGUGUGUGUGUGCACGCACAUGUGUCUGUGCGUGUGUGUACAUGUUUCUGUGUGUGUAUGUACAUGACUGUGUGUGUGUGUGUGUAUAGGUGUCUCCGAUUGUGUGUGUUUGUUGGUGGC